Messenger RNA from Salvia miltiorrhiza (redroot sage), 2168 nucleotides. RefSeq names its product 26S proteasome non-ATPase regulatory subunit 11 homolog. The record is from RefSeq and is a predicted model, not a curated record. Gene Ontology annotation, molecular function: structural molecule activity; protein binding. The transcript has 2 exons. NCBI's taxonomy places the organism in Eukaryota, Viridiplantae, Streptophyta, Magnoliopsida, Lamiales, Lamiaceae. Gene Ontology annotation, biological process: ubiquitin-dependent protein catabolic process. Gene Ontology annotation, cellular component: proteasome regulatory particle, lid subcomplex. Bases 670 to 1938 code for a protein of 422 amino acids.
CCCUUCUCUUUUUCUUCACUGCACAAAUUGAAACCCUCUCUCAGACUCUCGCACGGCACAAAUCGCUGCCACUGCUCUCUCUCGACUCGCCGUACACACCAUUGUCUCCCUCGCCAACAGAAACCCUCAUUCACCAAUUCCGGCGAGAUCCGCCAUUUAAAGUCGCGCUCCACGGCUCUGCUCUGUUUCUCCCCACUGAUUUCGCCACCUUGCUCUCCUUUCCGUUUUCAAGUAGAUUCAAAAAAAGGUAUUUCCACAUUGAUUGAGUGAAUUUGUUGGUUUCAUUACUGAAAUCCUUGUUUAUGACUAAAAUUGUUGCUCAAAUUGAAAUUGUUGUUGAAAUCAUGUAUAUUUAGAUAAUGCCUGAAAUUUUGGAGAAAAAAACUGUCAAAUUUUUCGCCGAUAUUAAUGAUAGAAAACUGUGUUUUCAUAUACGAUUGUCUUCAAUAGCUACGACGUCGAUUGUUUAUGGGCCGAUGUAUGUUUUUUAAGACUCACGGCCCAAAAUCAGGAGUUGCCCCUCUCAACACGAAAUGCUUUAAAUUUAUUUGAUUAUUUCGAAUCAUUUCUGGAAAAAUCAAUUUUCAAGCUUCACAAUUUUUCUCUCUUUGCCGGCGGUGGAUUUGCUCUGAGAAUUACUGAAACCUCCCCCAUCUGAAAGUGGUAACUAUGUCAUCCCAACAUGUUCCUGCAACUGAGGAUUCGAUUAGUGCUGCUAAAGAGAAAACUGCGGCUGAGGCUAUCCCUAUCCUUUAUGGGAUCCUUGAAGAUCCUUCAUCUUCUUCAGAAGCCUUAAAGAUCAAAGAAUUGGCUAUUACCGACCUAUCAGAUCGUCUGAGGGAAGUUGGUCGAGCAGAAGAACUACAGAACCUACUGACUAAAUUGCGGCCUUUCUUUUCUUUGAUCCCAAAGGCAAAAACUGCAAAGCUCGUACGUGGUAUUAUUGAUUCAGUUGCUAAAAUUCCUGGGACCUCUGAUCUCCAAAUCUCUCUUUGCAAGGAGAUAGUGCAAUGGACAAGGGCUGAAAAGCGAACUUUUCUCCGACAACGAAUUGAGGCUCGGCUCGCAGCUCUUCUGAUGGAAAGUAAGGAAUAUUCAGAAGCACUGAAUCUUCUUUCAGGUCUCAUUAAGGAGGUUAGAAGAUUAGAUGACAAGCUACUACUUGUGGAAAUUGACUUGCUUGAGAGCAAACUCCAUUUCGCCUUGAGAAACUUGCCCAAAGCCAAGGCUGCACUUACCGCUGCAAGAACAGCAGCAAAUGCGGUAUAUGUGCCUCCAGCACAGCAGGGCACCAUAGAUUUGCAGAGUGGAAUUCUCCAUGCAGAAGAGAAGGACUACAAAACGGCAUACAGCUACUUCUUUGAAGCAUUUGAAGCUUUCAACACUCUCGGAGACCCCCAGGCAAUUUACGGCCUUAAGUACAUGCUUCUGUGCAAAAUUAUGGUGAACCAGGCUGAGGAUGUGGCAGGAAUUAUAUCAUCGCCCAAGGUUGGUUUGCAAUAUAAAGGACCAGAACUAGAUGCGAUGAAAGCCAUUGCUGAUGCUCACUCAAAGCGCUCUCUGAAGCUCUUUGAGACUGCGCUGCAGAAUUUCAAGAAUGAGUUGGAUGAAGACCCCAUUGUCCACAGGCACCUUUCUGCCCUCUACGACACACUACAGGAACAGAAUCUCUGCAGGUUGAUCGAGCCAUUCUCAAGAGUAGAGAUUGCCCACAUUGCUGAAUUAAUCGAAUUGCCAUCUCACCAAGUUGAGAAGAAGUUAUCUCAGAUGAUUCUGGAUAAGAAGUUUGCAGGGACUCUAGACCAGGGUGCUGGAUGCCUAAUCAUAUUUGAUGAUCCCAAGACUGACGCAAUCUACCCAGCGACUUUGGAGACUAUAUCAAACAUGGAGAAGGUUGUGGACAGCCUCUAUGCAAGGUCGGCCAAAAUAAUGGCAUGAGGAUGACAUGGCGGCAUACAACUUUUCUUCUCAGCGAUUUAUGUUCCAUGAAUCAAGACCCUAUUACUUUCGUCAUGUUCUUCUAAUCUUUGUACCCUUCUUUUCUCUGCCAUUGAUUGCAGCAUCGUAUUUGAACUUCUGGCUUUUCAUGUGCUCCAUAUUUCAUUUUGCUGUUUUCAUUAUGCUACUACUUUCCUUUGAUAAUGGCCAAACGGAAUUUUAUUUGUGAA